CCUCGGCAGCAGUGCGGUGACACCUCGACUCCUCCCCGUGUGCUAGGAGUUUUUAUCUUGGCGUUUCCCCCCUCCGGGGGUUGUCAGUCCGCUCGUCAGGGAACGAAGAGGGAUGACCUGACCGGUGCCCUUGCCCAAAAGCAAAACACUGUCACGGAAUUAGUGUCUGUCAACGGAAUUCGGCUGUGUUAUUCAGCGGUUUGCACUAACCGAGUCUAGCUAAAUAUUAGCUGACUUCGGCAAUGGCUCGAAAUAGCAUCGCUAGAGUGUGUGCACGGAGCUAGACGAAGUUGUCAGACUGCGCGCCUCUUCCCUCCCGGUGCGUCAUGACCAUGGCUACGAGAACCGGGCACUCUGAGGAGGCUUUUUUCCCACACCCCAACAUGGGAAGUUUUUGGAUGCGCAUCAGAGGAGCUGGAAUGCAACAUUUUCAAAUCUUUGGAGACAAUAGGCACGGUUAAUUAGAAAAAAAUGUACUGUUGGUAUCCAUGGAGAGAUGGCAUGCGCGCUCGUCUUCAAUCGCCGGCUUACAAAAACAUCCGUAUGCUUGUUGUCCCUGCUCCUUUCCUACGUGGGUUACUGCGCCUUAUUCCACGCAGACCCCCUCAUGCCGCCCGUCUCGGGGGAUCCGGCACCGAGCUGCAAUCGGAGGCUACCAGCCGAUGGAAGCUGCGCGUCUCCACCCCCGUCUGCCGUGGAGGCAUCCAGGGUGAAGGCAGCCGGGGGGCCGCCCUCAAUUGCGCUUCACGCCAGGAGCGACACGCCCAGCCCGCCUAUGGGCCACCCAAAGUUCGGCAAUAAAAAGUUGCCCAAUGCCAUCAUAGUUGGCGUGAAAAAAGGAGGAACAAGGGCAGUUCUGGAGUUUAUACGGAUCCACCCGGACGUGAGAGCUGCGGGGACUGAGACGCACUUCUUUGACAGGCAUUAUGACAGAGGGUUCGAGUGGUACAGAGCUUCAAUGCCAAGGACUCUUGAAGGGCAGCUCACCAUGGAGAAAACGCCGAGCUACUUUGUGACGAAAGAGACGCCGCACAGAAUCGCCGCGAUGUCCCGAGACACCAAACUCAUCGUGGUGGUUCGCGACCCUGUCACCCGAGCCAUCUCGGAUUACACCCAGACUUUGUCCAAAACACCUGACUUGCCGAGCUUCCAGGAACUGGCCUUCCGGAACCAGACUUUGGGCUUGGUGGACGCGUCUUGGAACGCCAUUCGCAUCGGGCUGUACGCCCUCCACCUGGAGAACUGGCUGCGCUACUUCCCUCUAGCUCAGAUCCACUUUGUCAGCGGCGAGCGGCUCAUCACCGACCCGGCGGGCGAGCUGGCUCGGGUGCAGGACUUCCUGGGGCUCAAGCGCAUCGUCACGGACAAGCACUUCUACUUCAACCGCACCAAAGGCUUCCCGUGCCUCAAGAAACCGGAGAGCAGCGGCUCGCCUCGCUGCCUGGGCAAGUCCAAGGGCAGGACCCACGUCCAGAUCGACCGAGACGCCAUCGAACAGCUCCGGGACUUCUACAGACCCUUCAACGUCAAGUUCUACGAGAUGGUGGGUCAUGAUUUUAAGUGGGAGUAGAUAUGGAAAAUCAUUCUUCUGAAACCUGGCAAUCAUGAAAUUAAAUUGUAACCUCCAAAAUGUGGUCAGUAUUCUUCUACGCUCACAUUUGGUGUCAUUUCAGCAUUUGCAACAAGUUCAUCAGCUGGUGUCAAAAUGGCCGCCAAGUACAAGUUACCGAGGAAACUUUUGGUUUCACUAUGCUUGUAUAAAAAAGAAAAAGAUGCACAACUUACCUUUCUGGGGUGAAAGAUUCCAAGCUUGGCUCAGGCAGCAGAUUCCAAGUCAUCCAAAAUUGGUAAAAGUUUUCCCCAAGAGUAAUCCACACAAGAGUCUCUUAGGGUCAUCUUGAAACAUUGUCCUUUCUUUCGUGCCUCAAAGGUGUCACCUGUAUUUCCUUCCCCACUUCCUGUUGCUUUCUUCUUUCCUGUCUUCUACUUCCCUUUAAAUGAACAAAUAAAGAAAAAAAGAAUGCGCC
Molecule: messenger RNA, 2027 nt
Organism: Syngnathus acus (greater pipefish)
Lineage: Eukaryota; Metazoa; Chordata; Actinopteri; Syngnathiformes; Syngnathidae
Product: heparan sulfate glucosamine 3-O-sulfotransferase 2-like
Exons: 4
Coding region: 497-1570 (357 amino acids)
Molecular function (GO): [heparan sulfate]-glucosamine 3-sulfotransferase activity
Source: RefSeq, a predicted model, not a curated record